This is a messenger RNA of Triticum urartu, 980 nucleotides long. Its product is annotated as EKC/KEOPS complex subunit tprkb-like protein. The record is from RefSeq and is a predicted model, not a curated record. Lineage: Eukaryota; Viridiplantae; Streptophyta; Magnoliopsida; Poales; Poaceae. Gene Ontology annotation, cellular component: nucleus; EKC/KEOPS complex; cytosol. Gene Ontology annotation, biological process: tRNA threonylcarbamoyladenosine modification.
ACAGGACAGAAAAAAACAGGCUCAACCCAUCCCGUUUGCGACCUAUAGCUCCCGUCCGUGCGCCGUCUCCUCUCCUGUUCCCCUCCUCCGCCGCCGCGCUGCUGCUCAAGACCUGCAAGAUCGGCGCCGCCUCCGUGAACGCCGCCCCGCCGAACAAGAAAAAGGGGAAGAAGAGACGCAACCCCGUCGCCGGGCCAGCGGCAUGAGGAGCUUCCCGGUGACCGGCGGCCGCAGCGUCUCCCUCGCCCUCUUCUCCGACGUCUCCAACAGCCGGGAGCUCCUCGAUCUGAUGCAGUCGGGGAAGCUGGAGCCGGAGGCCGCUUUCAUCAACGCAUCGCUGGUGCCGGACGUGUUCCCGGUCCUCGCCGCGGCGCACAAGGCGCUGCUCUCCAAGUCGAGGGAGUCGCUGACCACGAGGACCCUGCACUCGGAGCUCGUCUACAACUGCUCUGGCUCGAAGCAUAUAACAGAGUCCCUGAAGCGGUGCGGUAUCGCCGAUGACACGCAGUAUAUCCUCGCGGCGCGGUUUGAUGCUUCAGAUGAAGAGAUGAAAGCACUGGAAAAGCUCAUCAGCGGAACCGAGAUUGAUCUGUCAGAAUUGGAGACAAGAGCAGACCAACCAAAGAUUCUGAAGCAAUACAAAAUAACUCCACAGGAACUGUCAAUAUCUACACUGCCAGAGGCAAUCGUGUGCAGGAUUGCUGCCCGAGACGCCCUCUGAGGUCUUAAAACGAUGGCCAGGACGUUCUCCAGCUGUGCGUGUCGAAUUCUUUGGACGAACACCGCAUCUGUUGCACCUCCUGCCCAUGGUCAAGCUUGUGGCGGCAGGGUGUUUCAAGCCUGAACUUAGGAAUUGCAUUAUGGUAACAUUUAGUCCUGGAUGCUGUAACAACAACUGGAUAUAUGUAUGGUCACAGGCUCACAGCUUGAGUGUUUCUAGGAUCACUUCAUUAAGAGUUAAUGCAAGCAACCUUCCGUGA